UGUUCAAUGAUGAUGUCCUCUUCCAGGUAGUCUACUGCUCACUUGCAUAUUACCAUGCCGUUGUGAAGAUGAGCUACUAAAUCACUAAUUCUGAUCAAGCCUAUCAGCUAACCUCUCAGCUAAGACCCGACAUCCAAGUCAAUCUUGGAAGUGUUUAAAAAAAGAAAUUAGCAAAGGUCUCUUAAGCCGAGACGUUCCCAUUGCAGGAAAGAGGUAGCUUAGGAUCUCCAGCAAUAGGGGGAAAUAAUAGGCAAUAUUUGUGUGGGAUAGGCCAGCCUUACUGUACCCAUACCGCUGAUUCCAGCCGAUUUCACACACCUUGUCUCACCGACUUGCAAAUCACAAGGGAGGGAAAGGGAAAAUUAAAUAAAAAAACGAUAAGGCUGGGCUGCUGUCCUCAUGAUGUCUGUAUACAUGUACACUCACUUCUGCCAUCAGACACCGUGAUCGGUGAAUAAUUAAUACUAAUCAUUAGCGAGCGAUAAUAUGACGACGACAGUCGAGGGCGCCCGGACCAUCGAGACAGGAUACGUGGGUAAUCUCACGCGCGAGCAGGAGACGAAGCUGCAGCAGUUAUGGCGUCUCCUUUUCUCCGCCUUUGAAUUCGGUAGUGCCAAACAUCGUGAAGAACCUUCUUCUUCUUCUUCUGCACAAGAAUCAUCAGCGACUAGCUCGCUGAAAGAAGGGUCUUCAUCAUCAGAGCAGGCUGCCCAACUCCACCAAACAUGGAUGAGCAUGAUCAAGCAGGAGAACCCCGACGCGUUUCUCCUGCGAUUCCUGCGGGCGCGGAAAUGGGACGUGAACGCGGCGUUCACGAUGCUCAGGAACGCAUUGAUAUGGCGGCGCGACGAGCUGCACGUAGACGAAGAAGUCCUCGCCAAGGGCGAGGCGUGGUGUGCGAAGAUGGAGAAGAAGAAGGAAGAAGGCAAAGAGAAGAAAGACGCGCAUGACUUCCUCGAGCAGCUGCGCUUGGGCAAGGUGUACCUCCGCGGGACGGACCGGCGCGGACGGCCCGUGGGCUACGUGCGCAUCGCGCUGCAUAAGCCCGGGGCGCAGAGCGAGGAGACGCUAGAGAAGCUCAUCGUGCAGACGAUCGAGACAGCGCGGUGCCUGUUCGCGGCGCCGUCGACCGAGUCGUUUUGCGUCGUCUUCGACUUGACUGAUUUCUCGUUGUCAAACAUGGAAUGGCAGCCCGUCAAGUUCAUCAUUCGUGCCUUUGAGGCCAAUUACCCUGAAUGUCUAGGUGCGCUGCUGAUUCACAACGCUCCGUGGAUCUUUUCUGGAAUAUGGAAAGUAAUCCGCGGUCUUCUCGAUCCCGUAGUUGCCGCCAAAGUAGAUUUCACACGCAACACAGAGGGACUAGAAAAGUACAUCCCGCGCGAGAACAUCAUAUCAGACGUCGGCGGCGGCGACGACUGGGCGUAUUCCUACGUGGAGCCCAGCGAAGAUGAAGACAUCAAGAUAUCACUGGGCGGGGUCGAGCGCGAAGAAAUCCUUUCAGAACGGCGCGAGAUCGCCGAGCGGUUCUUAUCCGCGACGCAAGAGUGGAUCAAACACGAAGAAGUCGGUGAGCACGAGGAGGCCGCGAUCCAAGCGCAGCUACGGAUCAACGCUGUGGAAGCGCUGUGGUCUAAUUACUGGAAACUCGACCCGUACGUGCGGUCGCGGACGAAUCUCGAUCGGACGGGGGUCAUUGGGGCGGAGGGCGAGAUCGAGAUGUACCCUGAGAGGAGGAAAGAGGCGGAUGACGGUGGUGGUAGUGAGGAAAUAGUGCCGACGAGUAGUAGGAGGUCAAAGAGGAAAGGGACGUAGAUGAAUGGAUAGUGAGUUGGGGAGUGGUACUGGGCAUAUCACAGCUAGCUAAUUAUUUAAAUCUAAUUACCGUUCGAUACCAAUAUUCUGAAGAUCAUGAUUCGCUAAUAUUAUCCUGACGUGAA
Molecule: messenger RNA, 1937 nt
Organism: Xylaria bambusicola
Lineage: Eukaryota; Fungi; Ascomycota; Sordariomycetes; Xylariales; Xylariaceae
Product: CRAL-TRIO domain-containing protein
Exons: 4
Coding region: 487-1812 (441 amino acids)
Source: RefSeq, a predicted model, not a curated record